Centropristis striata (black sea bass) is the source of this 4799-nucleotide messenger RNA. RefSeq names its product methylenetetrahydrofolate dehydrogenase (NADP+ dependent) 1 like (gene mthfd1l). Bases 154 to 3057 code for a protein of 967 amino acids. NCBI's taxonomy places the organism in Eukaryota, Metazoa, Chordata, Actinopteri, Perciformes, Serranidae. Gene Ontology annotation, molecular function: methenyltetrahydrofolate cyclohydrolase activity; formate-tetrahydrofolate ligase activity; ATP binding. The transcript is spliced from 28 exons. Gene Ontology annotation, cellular component: cytosol. Gene Ontology annotation, biological process: tetrahydrofolate interconversion. The record is from RefSeq and is a predicted model, not a curated record.
UUCAAAAUUCCGACUGCCUCUGAAGACAGCGUGCCUCCAUCAGGACCCUGUUGCCAGCUCACCUUUUUGUUCCUCCCGGAGGUUCAACCGCCGCUAACUACCGACUAAAACAAACUUAAACGACACGAUUUAAAAUAGCUCAAAUACACAGCCAUGAAGUUAUCUAUAGCUCGUAGUGCUUAUGGCAGCCUUCGGAAUACUCCAACCCGUCCGGGGAGCAGGGUCAGCAGCUUGUCGCGGCGAUGCCCACCGGUUGGUCCUGCCAACGGUCGGUUGAUCCUCCGGGCGGCGAGCGGUACCAGCAGCGGCGGUACCAACCCGAAACUAGCCGUCACCUUUGGGAAACCGUCCCAAAGAGAUGAUGGGUUUGAGUACAGCUCUUUGAGGGCAGUGGUUCAGAGCAACAAGGAGGCAAUGUUGGCUCUGCAGAGAAGAAAUCCAACAGUUCAGCCUUUGUUAGCCAUUAUUCAGGCGAGUGACGAUGACAGCUUGUUGGAGAUCAAUAAGAAAAUGGCAGGAAGGAUUGGUCUAAACAUCACCCAGAUCUGUCUGGCACAGGAGUGCAGUGAAGAUGAAAUUGUAGAGGAGAUUUUGAAAUUGAAUGAAGACCCCAGGGUGCACGGAGUCUACCUCCACCUCCCCCGAGCCUCGCUCACCAGCAGAGUGCUGAACACGCUCAAACCUGAGAAGGAUGUAGAUGGGAUAUCUGAUUUGAAUAUUGGCCGUCUUGUCCGAGGGGACCGGAGCAAAGGCUUUGUGCCACCCAAAGCCAGCGCUGUCCUGGAUGUGCUGGAGAAACAUGAUGCUCCUUUGGAAGGGAAAACUGUGUUGCUGGUUGGAGGAGAAGGAUCCCUUGAGGUGUCCCUGCAGUGCCUGGUUGAAAGAAGUGGAAUGGUGGCUCUCAAGAGUCAUUGGAGCUCCAAGAACCUUCAGAGACAGGUGAUGCAGGCUGAUGCUGUGGUCCUUUUAGAGGCAGGGGAUAUGGACGUCCCGCCCUCCUGGGUUAGACCGGGGGCCGCUGUCAUUCGCUGUGAGACAGAUGAGCAUGAGACGUCCUCAAAGUCUGGAUUGGGAUACCUCACAGCAGCUUAUCGAACACAGAAUGUGGUGCGUAGCUGCAGCUCGUGGAUCAAAGAGCAGCAGUACCGACCCUGGCGUCUGCGCAGCCUCAAACUGCAGCCGCUGACCCCUGUACCGAGUGACAUAGCGAUUUCCAGAGCUCAGACGCCCAAGCCAGUGGACCAGCUGGCUGAGGAGAUCGGCUUGCUGCCAGAAGAGCUGGAAGCCUACGGCAGGAGCAAAGCUAAGGUCCGACUCUCACUGUUGGACCGCCUCCACAAGCAGUCUGAUGGGAAAUAUGUGAUUGUUGCUGGUAUAACUCCCACACCGCUGGGCGAAGGUAAAAGCACAGUGACCAUCGGACUCGUCCAGGCCCUGUCCGCCCACCUCAAGCUCAACUCCUUCGCCUGUCUCCGACAGCCUUCCCAAGGACCAACCUUUGGGGUUAAAGGGGGAGCUGCAGGAGGGGGAUAUGCCCAGGUCAUCCCCAUGGAGGAGUUCAACCUCCACCUGACUGGUGACAUUCACGCUAUCACAGCAGCCAACAACCUGGUGGCAGCAGCCAUCGAUGCCAGGAUGCUCCACGAGGCGACGCAAUCAGACAAGGCCCUGUUCAAUAGACUGGUCCCUUCAGUGAAUGGAGUCCGAAAAUUUUCACCCAUCCAGAUCUCCAGGCUACGUCGCCUGGGGAUCAAUAAAACAGAUCCUGCUUCACUCUCACCCGAGGAAGUCAGCACCUUUGUUCGACUUGACCUUGAUCCCUCAAAGAUCACCUGGCAGAGAGUUGUUGACACAAACGACCGCUUCUUGAGGAAGAUCACCGUGGGACAGGCGAGCACUGAAAAAGGACAGAGCAGAGAGACUGGGUUCGACAUUGCAGUGGCCAGCGAGAUCAUGGCCAUCCUGGCUCUGGCAGACAGCCUGGAGGACAUGAAAAACAGACUGGCUCGCAUGGUGGUGGGGACGAGCCGCUCUGGACAGCCAGUCACCGCAGAGGACCUGGGUGUGAGCGGAGCACUGGCGGUGUUAAUGAAAGAUGCCAUCAAGCCCACGUUAAUGCAGACCCUCGAGGGUACGCCAGUGUUUGUACACGCCGGGCCUUUCGCCAACAUCGCCCAUGGCAACUCCUCGGUGCUGGCAGACAAGCUGGCUUUGAAGUUGGUCGGACGGGACGGCUUUGUGGUGACAGAAGCUGGUUUCGGAGCAGACAUCGGGAUGGAGAAGUUCUUCAACAUCAAAUGUCGGGCUUCAGAGCUGAGGCCAGACGUGGUGGUGCUGGUUGCAACCGUGCGAGCGCUGAAGAUGCACGGCGGCGGGCCAAAUGUGUCGGCAGGCGCUCCUCUUCCCAGAGAGUACAUUGAUGAGAAUCUGAGUCUCGUUGAAGGUGGAUGCCGUAGCAAUCUGAGGAAGCAGAUCCAGAUUGCGCACCUGUUUGGGGUUCCAGUCGUGGUCGCACUCAAUGUCUUCAAGACAGACACCCAGGCAGAGAUCGACCUCGUGUGUCAGACGGCGAAAGAGUGCGGAGCUUCUGACGCCGUGCCGUGUCACCACUGGGCGCAGGGCGGCCGAGGGUCCAUAGAGCUGGCCCAGGCUGUGAAUGAGGCUGCCAGCAAACCCAGCAACUUCCAGUUCCUGUACAACAUAGAGAUGCCGAUAGUGGAGAAGAUCCGAACAAUCGCCCAGAAAGUGUAUGGAGCCGAUGACAUUGAGCUGUCUCCAGAGGCCGAAGCCAAGAUAGAUUACUACAAUCAACAGGGUUAUGGGUCAUUGCCCAUCUGCAUGGCCAAGACUCACCUGUCCCUGUCCCACAUGCCCAACAAGAAGGGUGUCCCCACUGGAUUCGUUCUGCCAAUCAGAGAUGUUCGUGCGAGCAUCGGGGCCGGUUUCAUCUACCCACUUGUGGGAACGAUGAGCACCAUGCCCGGCCUGCCCACCCGCCCCUGUUUCUACGACAUUGACCUUGACCCGGUCACAGAGGAGAUCACGGGGCUCUUCUGAGCAAACUUCAAUCAAACAAAUCCUCACAGGGUCCUCAGCUCCACGCCUGCACCAUCAGACACAUCCAUGCCCUGCAUCUCUAACAGGAAAUGCCUUUCUUACUUCCCAGCAGCCCAAACUCUCUCCACAUCACUGUGACAUGUUCUCGGAAAAGGAAAAAAAAACAUUACUGGAGCAAUAGCUUGAUGCUGUAUUUGCACUGUGUGAUAAGCCAAAGAUUACCUUUGACAGCCAUAUUGUGUAUAUGCUGUAUGUUUAUGCUUUUCACUUCUUUGUACGAUUAUUUCUGAGUAUGUCAGUUUGAGUCUUUAAACCAUUUCUUAAUUUUAUGUUUUACUUCUAAUUUUCUUUACAAAAAACCUCAAAUGUCUUAAACGAUGCUGAAUCCUUUAUACAUGUCUUAUAAGCUUUUUUUAUUGUUAUAAGCGGGGCUUGUGUAUUUAUUAACUAAAUUACUGUUAUUACGCACAAAAAGCCAUUAUGGUGUUUAUGUAUCUUCUAAUCUGCUGGAUGCUUCUGAAUGUCAAAGCUUCUGUUACACAAGUUGACUAAUCAGUUGUAAAGACACCUUUGAGAUAUUUUUCAAGUGUUACAUUUAAUGUUUAGAAAGUCUGAAAUCUAAAUUGUUUUAGCAGAGUUGAUGUAUCCUCACAACCUUUCUUUAUGAACCUUUCGUAUGAUAUCUUACAAAACAGAAAGUGCAGAAAGGUUUUUAUAAUGUGUUACAAAAUACGACCGUUUAUGUAGACUUGUCACAACAAUUACAGCAUCCUCUUAUCAAGCUCAUCAAACAUUACCCAGGUCAUGUCCAUACGUUGUAUGAUAUCGUCCGCUGUGUUUACAUGCGUGUUUGUUUACAUGAGUGUCACCAGCAUUUUAGCCAACAUGUUUACAUAAAGCAGAAGCGUUUUCCUGAACAUUCUAUGACGUGAGAGCAGCGUUUAGGUGUUUUUUUCACAGCGACUAAAGCUGAAUUCAGUCAUCUCUGACCGCACUAAUUCUUCCCCAUCUGCUCUCCGUGUUAGCGUUUCACACAAACAUUAUGCUAUUUUAUUAUCAAAGUUGCAUUAAUUUGUCUUAAAAAGACAGUAUUGUUUAUCACAGGUGUUCUAGGUUAAUAUAUAUUAUCCAGCAAAAUGUGAUCAUAGUGACAGGCCUAUUUCUAAUUUACAUUGUAAAACGGUCGCACGAUUGCUGUUUUAAACACAUGGUUAACAUGAAAAAUAAAAAAACUUGGUUAAAGUUAGAAAAAAGAUCAUGGUUUGUGUUAAUUAACUACUACUCAGUUUAGUUUCUUUAUGGAGUUCAUUGAAUAUAGGCCAAGCACCUCUGUUAUUUUCUCCAAAGGUUAUUUAACUAAUGUCUGUAGGUAUUCUUUGCCAUAAUUGGACAUCGUCUUAAAUUCUCUAUAGAUCCUCUUUACAUUUCACACUCAUGUUUUCAACCAGACAGCUGAAUGUAACUCUGCUCUCACGUUGACAGCUGGCCAACUUGAAAUCUUGUUUGGUAUGUGUGUGUGUGUCCUGACCCGUCACUUAGUGACGUGAUUACAUGACCAAAUCACAAUGAAAGAACUGGUGUAGCUAAAGUUGUUGUUAAAGUUUUAUUGUACCACAUUUAAACCAAACUUUAUGUAACCAUUAUGAAACUAACAAAUAUUCUCUAAAGUCAAAUUGAAUAUCUUUUUUCUCACAGAUCAAACAUGUGUGCCUUUUAAAAUAAACCUUUUAUUAACUCCAUAA